Abrus precatorius (Indian licorice) is the source of this 2026-nucleotide messenger RNA. Its product is annotated as 4-hydroxy-3-methylbut-2-enyl diphosphate reductase, chloroplastic. Gene Ontology annotation, biological process: isopentenyl diphosphate biosynthetic process, methylerythritol phosphate pathway; dimethylallyl diphosphate biosynthetic process. The coding region runs from base 363 to 1757 and encodes 464 amino acids. NCBI's taxonomy places the organism in Eukaryota, Viridiplantae, Streptophyta, Magnoliopsida, Fabales, Fabaceae. Gene Ontology annotation, molecular function: 4-hydroxy-3-methylbut-2-enyl diphosphate reductase activity; metal ion binding. The record is from RefSeq and is a predicted model, not a curated record. The transcript is spliced from 10 exons.
AUUCUAAUGUCACCAUCCUCGUAGCGAAGCCGCAAAAACUGCCAAAUGCUCAAUUCACUUCACUUACCUUACCAGAAAAAAAAAUAUUAUCCUGAAUUUUUAUUAUUGCUUAAUUUUUUAUAAUUAUAUCAUUAAUAAAACUAUUUUACAUAAUUUUUAAAUUAAAAUGACAUAAAUGUAUGAACAUGUGAAUAGAGAGAGAUUGGGGAUACCAAUUUGUCCAAAACAAAAUCUUGUAACUUGGAUUAAGAGAAUAUAAACUGCUGAAGAAAAAAAAAAGUUGAAAAAACCAGUGAACACGAGUUUGCAGCCAUAAAAAAAGCAAAAGCGCGUUUUGCAGUGCUGUGUUGAGGUACUCUCUAAUGCUAUCUCCGAUGGCUAUCUCGGCGCACCUCUGUCGUCUUCCCGCGACUCGCACUGACCUCGCUUUACCGGAGACUCUCACCAGAAUUCGCUGCCGGAAACCUUUCUCCGUCCGAUGCUCCGGUGAUUCUUCUUCACCGUCCGUUUCUGUGGAUUCCGAUUUCGAUCCGAAGGUGUUUCGGAGGAACCUGACGAGGAGUAAGAAUUAUAACCGCAAAGGCUUUGGAUACAAAGAGGAAACCCUCCAACUGAUGAAUCGCGAGUACACCAGUGACAUAAUUAAGACUUUGAAGGAAAAUGGGAAUGAGUAUACAUGGGGUACUGUCACGGUGAGGCUGGCUGAAUCCUAUGGAUUCUGUUGGGGAGUUGAGAGAGCUGUUCAAAUUGCUUAUGAGGCCAGGAAACAGUUUCCUAAUGAGACAAUAUGGCUUACCAAUGAAAUCAUCCACAACCCCACUGUUAAUAAGCGGCUAGAGGAGAUGAAUGUGCAGAAUCUUCCUGUAGAUGAAGGUAGAAAACAAUUUGAUGUAGUCAACAAUGGUGAUGUAGUCAUAUUGCCUGCUUUUGGAGCUGCAGUGGAUGAGAUGUUGACUUUGAGUGAGAAAAAGGUUCAAAUCGUUGAUACAACUUGCCCAUGGGUUUCAAAGGUAUGGAAUACUGUUGAAAAGCACAAGAAAGGAGAUUAUACCUCCAUAAUUCAUGGUAAAUAUGCCCAUGAGGAAACUGUGGCAACUGCUUCUUUUGCUGGAAAGUAUAUAAUUGUGAAGAAUAUGGCAGAGGCUGAAUAUGUUUGUGACUAUAUUCUUGGUGGUGAAUUUAAUGGAUCCAGUUCAACCAAGGAUGCCUUUUUAGAGAAAUUUAAAUAUGCAGUUUCUGAGGGCUUUGAUCCAGACAAAGACCUGGAGAAACUUGGCAUUGCAAACCAGACAACAAUGCUCAAGGGAGAGACGGAAGAGAUUGGGAAACUAGUGGAGAGGACUAUGAUGCGCAAAUUUGGUGUGGAAAAUAUCAACGAGCACUUCAUAAGCUUCAACACAAUUUGUGAUGCUACUCAGGAGCGACAAGAUGCUAUGUACAAACUGGUGGAGCAGGAUAUGGAUCUUAUGUUAGUAGUUGGUGGAUGGAACUCUAGCAAUACAUCGCAUCUGCAAGAGAUUGCUGAGGAACGUGGAAUUCCUUCAUAUUGGAUUGACAGUGAGCAAAGAAUUGGUCCAGGAAACAGAAUAGCUUACAAGUUGAACCAUGGAGAGCUGGUGGAGAAAGAAAAUUGGCUCCCAGAGGGUCCAAUAACAAUUGGUGUAACAUCUGGUGCAUCCACACCAGACAAGGUUGUUGAAGAAGUGCUUAUCAAGGUCUUUGACUUGAAACGGGAUGAAGCAUUGCAACUUGCGUAAAGUAGGUUUGCAUACAUGCAUUGUCAAUGUAUAAAUGAGACGAGGGACUUAAUUCACUGGGUCUAUUACAGUCCCAUGUAUUCUAGAAUUAAUUAAUAACAAAAGUUCAAGAGUUCUUAUAGCUGCCUCAUGUAUUGUUGAAUUAAUACAGUAAAAAAGUCAAGGCAAGUGGUUCUUCUUAAUUCAGUUGCAAUAGCAACCUGUACAUUGUGGACGUAUCAAAUUCAAAUUGAGGAUUCACUUUUCAAUUACUUAAAUGAGGGUCCAAA